UGACGUCCAAAGUUACGGCAUUCUCUCUCUCUAUAGAUCUCUCUCUGAAUGUGUCCUUCUCUCCCUUUGAGCCAUCCACUUUUCCCAUGCAUGCAUGCAAGCCAACUUGAUCUGAGUCAAUUGAUUGGACAUUGAUACGCAGCUCUCCCUUCAUUUCCUCACUGCCGCUCCCCCAUCUUUCCAUGGCGGAGCGGGCCCCAUCUUCUGAUCAUUAUCACGAUCCACCUCCUUCGGAACAAAGUCAUCAUCAAUUAUCAGCCCAACCCGAUGAUCGACCUGCUUUCCGCCCCGGCACCUACGUCAUUCAGGUCCCUAAAGACCAAAUCUACCGCAUUCCACCUCCCGAGAAUGCUGUUAUAGCCGAACGCUAUCGAAACCCGGCCCUCCGUAACAGGAAGAAGUGGCAAUGUUCUUCUUGCUGCUUGUGGGUUUGUAUCUCGGUCCUUCUUGUUGUACUUGUUCUUGGCGCGAUAGUUGUCACAUUCCAACUUGUCUUGAUCAACCCUAAGAAUCCUACGUUUGAUGUCGAACGUGUCGCUGUGAAGAAUAAUUCGCAUUCUCGUAAUCAACUGCGUUCCAAUCCAGAGUACAACAUCACGUUAAGAGCAAAAAAUCCGAAUGGAAACGUGGGCAUUUUGUACAAGGAAGGUGGCGUUGCCUCCCUUUCUUUUAGACAACGAGAAAUAGGUACGGGAAAUUACCCCACAUUUUUCCAAGACCAUAUGGAUUCAACAGUAUUUGGCAUCAUUUUUCACGGUUCUAACAACGUCGUGUUACCUACGGAGAUUGAGAAAAGCAUGAAUAGCCAAAUGCAGAAGGUUCAGGUCACAUUCUCUUUAAAGAUGGAUGUCCCAGCACGAUUGGGGAAUGUUGGCUUAUUGAACAGGGGGAGCAUCAAGUUCGUUGUUGCUUGCUAUUUCACGGUGGAUACAUUGGCUAAGGAUACCCAUAUCCUGUCCCGGAAAUGUCAUACGCAACGAUGACUCUAAAGGGCAACGGUGAUAGCAGUACGUACGGUGAUGGUAGAUCAAGUACUUCUGCUAAUUCCAAGCAUAUUUUUAUUAUUGAUACAUCAACCAUUUUUUCUUUUUCAUCGUUGGGAGAAGUUCUCCUGAUCUCGUUCGAUUCGGAAAGGAAAUAUACUUAGACAGCAGUGUGACAAGAAGUAGUACUGCCUCCGUCGGAGGAACUCAUUUUUGUUUGUGGGGUUUCCAUUUGUUAAUUUGUUUUACUUUAAUUUUCCACCGAGUCUAAAAAUAUUCUUUUGUCCAUGUAGUACUUCUGAAAUAUAUAUCUUUCACCCGUUUGAAUUUGUACAUAUUUUUCUUGAUAGGCUUUAAAUCCUGCAGGGA
Molecule: messenger RNA, 1352 nt
Organism: Juglans regia (Persian walnut)
Lineage: Eukaryota; Viridiplantae; Streptophyta; Magnoliopsida; Fagales; Juglandaceae
Product: NDR1/HIN1-like protein 13
Exons: 1
Coding region: 183-983 (266 amino acids)
Cellular component (GO): plasma membrane
Source: RefSeq, a predicted model, not a curated record